Messenger RNA from Sphaeroforma arctica JP610, 499 nucleotides. RefSeq lists its product as hypothetical. Lineage: Eukaryota; Ichthyosporea; Ichthyophonida. The transcript is spliced from 3 exons. The annotation marks the transcript as partial. The record is from RefSeq and is a predicted model, not a curated record.
AUAGUUUCGGAGAAAGCGGAUGUGUUGACCUCAUUACAUGACAAGAUCAAAAGAUUGGCUGAAGAGAGGACUAACGACGAUCUCACCAAUGUUUCGGAGGCACAAGAUAAGGCCAGGGCUACCACGCGCAAGCUGAGGUACCGAACUGGCGACGAUAAGAAAGAUGUAUCAGAGAAACCAAAAGAAAGCAAGAGGAGGAAGCUGCACGCACAACAAGGUCCCAAAUAUACAAUCAAGCUGUCCGAGGCUGAUAUCACGGACGAUGCAAGCGCAGUACUGGGCGUGGCUCGCACAGGAAAAGCCAAUCGAAGGAGGUGAGCAAUUGCCUACGAAUAGUACACGCCGCAAGGCCGUCGACCGAAUAAGUUUAAACAACCAGCCCGUCUCUUAAUAUGCAAACCACUGAAGCAAACUUCAACCCAACCCCGAUGGGUAAUACCCACAUUAUGUGAUCACUUCUUGAAAUAGCAAGCCAAUAAACUAGACAAUUUUGAGCCGC